CUUGGCCGGGGCGGCCCGGUUCAUUCAUUCUCGCCCGGAGGACUCCGGGAUUGGUGCCGCAGCCGGACUCCCAGCCCAGAGCUCAGCUAGCCGCCCGUGAGCGUCCACCCUCCACGCUAGGGAUACUUGAGGCGACAACAGCUGGCCUCCCGCAGGUGCAAUGGCGGAGAAGGUGCUGGUCACAGGUGGCGCCGGCUACAUCGGCAGCCACACGGUGCUGGAGCUGCUUGAGGCGGGCUACUCAGCCGUGGUCAUCGACAACUUCCACAAUGCCAUCCGUGGAGGGGGCACCAUGCCCGAGAGCCUGCAGCGGGUGCAGGAGCUGACGGGCCGUUCUGUGGAGUUUGAGGAAAUGGACAUCUUGGACCAAGAGGGCCUCCAGCGUCUCUUCCAGAAGCACAGCUUUGUGGCCGUCAUCCACUUCGCGGGGCUGAAGGCAGUGGGCGAGUCGGUGCAGAAACCUCUGGAUUACUACCGCGUCAACCUGACUGGGACCAUCCAGCUUCUGGAGAUGAUGAGGACCCACGGGGUGAAGAACCUGGUGUUCAGUAGCUCGGCCACCGUGUACGGGACCCCCCAGUACCUGCCCCUGGACGAGGCCCACCCCACCGGGGGCUGCACCAACCCCUAUGGCAAGUCCAAGUUCUUCAUUGAGGAGAUGGUCCAGGACCUCUGCCGGGCAGACACGGCCUGGAAUGCAGUACUGCUGCGGUACUUCAACCCCACGGGGGCCCACGCCUCUGGCUGUAUCGGCGAGGAUCCCCAGGGCAUCCCAAACAACCUCAUGCCUUACGUCUCUCAGGUGGCGAUCGGGCGCCGGGAGGCCCUGAAUGUCUUUGGCAAUGACUAUGACACAGAGGAUGGCACAGGUGUCCGGGACUACAUCCAUGUUGUGGACCUGGCCAAGGGCCACAUUGCAGCCUUGAGGAAGCUGAAGGAGAAGUGUGGUUGCCGGAUCUACAACCUGGGUACAGGUACAGGCUACUCAGUGCUACAGAUGGUCCAUGCCAUGGAGCAGGCCUCAGGGAAGAAGAUCCCCUACAAAGUGGUGGCGAGGCGGGAAGGGGACGUGGCCGCCUGCUAUGCCAACCCGAGCCUGGCGCGAGAGGAGCUGGGCUGGACAGCAGCCUUAGGGCUGGACAGGAUGUGCGAGGAUCUGUGGCGCUGGCAGAAGCAGAACCCUUCAGGCUUCAGCACACAGGCCUGAGGCCCCUCCUGUCGAGGACCAGAGACACAGACAGAAACAGCCUGCUCUCCAGCAUUCCUCCAGUGGAGCCUAGGGGCCCCGGAGCCUCUGGGCAAAGUCAAGGCCUCCCUACCUCAAGCCCCAGCUUGGCCACUUAGCCCAGGCCUGAGGCCAAGAGCUCCACUGCCCAGGAGUCACAGCCAUGAGGGGAUCUCCUGAGCCGCUGCCGUCUAAUCAUCUCUUAAUACUUUAAAUGUCCACAGUGUCCAGAACCCAGUAGGGACCAAGUGAGGGAGGCAGGGACCCUCUGCCCAGGCGCCCAGGUCUACUGCUAUGAAGCACUUCCCCAACAUUUCAAAUAAAAGGCUUUCUUACACUGCG
Molecule: messenger RNA, 1567 nt
Organism: Echinops telfairi (small Madagascar hedgehog)
Lineage: Eukaryota; Metazoa; Chordata; Mammalia; Afrosoricida; Tenrecidae
Gene: GALE
Product: UDP-galactose-4-epimerase
Exons: 11
Coding region: 161-1207 (348 amino acids)
Biological process (GO): beta-D-galactose catabolic process via UDP-galactose, Leloir pathway
Cellular component (GO): cytosol
Molecular function (GO): UDP-glucose 4-epimerase activity
Source: RefSeq, a predicted model, not a curated record